AUGUAAAAAUAAUGCCGUAUAUGUAACAAGAAACAUAAGUUUAACUUAAAAGGGAUCUUAUCAUACCCUAAGCACUUGUUAUUCGGAACAAUACCUAAUUAUUUUCGAAGAAUGACUUAAAAAUUAAAUGAAAAAUAGACUUAGCAGGUUAGCUUAUCAGAUACUCACAUUUGCUACAUAAUAAACAAAGACAUAUGUGAUGAAUGUUGGACAUUCAUGUAUUAAGGAUUUUAAUGUCAAAAAUGCAAUACCUAUAACUAUCAUUGCACACAAGAGAUAAAAAUAUGCUUCCUUUGCAAAGCUGUUUAUUGCAGGAAAUGCUUUAGAAGAGUUGAUUUGUUUUCAUAGAAUGGAUUAUGCACUUUUUGCUAAUUCCAUCAGUCAGAUAGUGCUAAUUCAACACGACAAUUGUUUUCAUUGUUUUUUGCUUUUAUGUUUCCUUGCCUAGCCUUUAAGUAUCUAGCAAGCAAAUUAGUUAAAACCUUUGAAAAAAUUUAGUAUACACAAUCUUAGAAAAUAAUUUGCGUGUCGUCAUUUGUGAUAAUGUUUCCUUUAAUCUACUGCAUUUGUUUAAUUGGAUUUGGUAUUUUGCUAAUUGCUAAGGUGAUUAAAUCAAUAAUACUACUUUUGAAAAAAUAUUAUAUAUAGAAAAGAGUUGCGGAAUGA
Paramecium octaurelia is the source of this 666-nucleotide messenger RNA. Lineage: Eukaryota; Ciliophora; Oligohymenophorea; Peniculida; Parameciidae. The record is from the annotation of a GenBank genome assembly.